Messenger RNA from Orbicella faveolata, 2722 nucleotides. RefSeq lists its product as uncharacterized. The record is from RefSeq and is a predicted model, not a curated record. Lineage: Eukaryota; Metazoa; Cnidaria; Anthozoa; Scleractinia; Merulinidae.
CAUCAGAGAUCUGGCUGUUCAUAUAAAGCCUAACGCAUGCGAUUGUCUAUACAGUUUCUAAUCAAAUUAAUCUCGCUUCUAACAUCAGGCGAUGUAUACAUUUGAGACUCCUAUUGGUUUCUGGCUUGGACAGUGAACGCUUUUGUCAUUGAAAUUUUCGGCAAAUUUCGCCCGAGAUUUUUACCUCAAAUAUUCAGAACCUCCGUAAUCACGCAUGGCUUCCGGUACUACUAUUGUACAGAUACCACUGGCACGUAACACGCGACAUUUUGGCGGGUCUCAUAUCCAAUGGUGCAUAUCGUAACAAGCCCGCCGCAACGUAUGGCUAGAAAGCGAGGACAGAUUGCUGCUGGCGUGGAUUUUAACAAAACAUGAAGGCGUUUCACGACUUGAUUGUUUGUCUCUGGAUACUUGCACUCGCCUUGCAAGAUCUUAGCACGCGCAAGGCUUUCACACAAGGACGACAAUGCGAAGACGUGCUUCCUGACUGUGCAUAUCACUUCAAUAUGAAAGACUGCGACAAAUACAGUAGUGUUACCAGAAAAUAUUGCCUCAAGACAUGCAGCUACUGUCCAACACCGCCUUCAACAACAUUGUCACCAUGUAAAGACAUCUUGGCAGACUGUGCAGUGUAUAUCAAGUCUCCGUCCCAGUGUCAUGGCGCUCAAGAGUUCUUUACCAAGUACUGCCCAAGUACAUGUGGCUACUGUGCAUGUGAUGAUAUUCUAGAGGACUGCUCGUCAUACGUCAGUGAUCCAAAUCAAUGUCAAUCCUCUCCAUUUUUCACCAAGUACUGUAAAAGGACUUGUAAUAUCUGCGAGACAUCCACAGUGUCAACACCAGUGACGUCUGCUAUGAUUCAGCCCUCCCCAUCAACUCCAACCCCGCUAAAACAUCCACCUCCAUCGACAGAAGCUUUAUCAAGUCAGUCCUCUUUAACAGAUUCUUCUUUAACCAAGUUUUCAUCGACAGAAUCUCCUUUAACUAAGUCUUCAUCAACAGACCCUUCUUUAGCUGAGUCUUCAUCAACGCAGGAGUCUCAAUCGCAGAUGUCUCAAUCAACCGAGUCUCCACUAUCUCCGUCAUCUCCUUCGCCUUCACUGACCAACACACCUUCAACUACCGAAACCACUAUUCAACCAGGUCCUUUAGGUUGUGCGGACAUCCUUCCGGACUGUGCGUCAAUGGUUGCAAAUGACAAAGAUUCCUGCAAAACCCGUGAGAUGGAGGAAAACUGCCCCAAGUCGUGCAGUUUAUGUGGUGUCGAUCCACAGUGCGAAGAUAAAUUGCCAGAGGAUUGUGCCUCUGUUAUCGCCAGAGACAAAGAAUACUGCAAAACUAACCCAGAAUAUAUGAAGGAGAACUGUGCAAGAACUUGUCAAUACUGCGGUUGUCAUGAUCUUUUGCUCCUGUGCGCUUCACUCGUAGCAAAUAACAAAGAUUACUGCACUACUAAUCCAGUGUUUAUGACAACAAACUGCCCCAAGUCCUGUGAUCUCUGCUACAAUGAUGGUGAUGGCGACGUUAAGCCACCAGCGACUUCUAAUGAUUGUGUCGAUAAGAGGAAGAGAUGCCAAACGUUUGCUAGCAUAAAGAACUACUGCACUUAUCAGUCCGCAUUUAUGAGAAGACACUGUCCAAAAUCAUGCCAGUUCUGCGAGAAGGAAUACAAUUUUGAAAUUAAAACAGAAUGGAACGGCAAACAAAUCAACCACGCCCCAAUAAAGUUCCAAAUAAGUGCCCAGGACUCUCGUGUCGUACUCAUUUCUGUCAGUGGACCAUUCUUUGAUGACCCAGGUCCUCCACCAUGCGCGGUCGGGAGUGCUUGUGAUGGAUUGUGGGAUUAUGAGGUUGCUGAGGUGUUUUUCCUUGGAAAGAAAGAGAAAUACCUUGAGAUUGAGUUAAGCCCGCACGGACAGCAUCUGCUUCUAAUGUUAAAUGGAGUAAGAAAGCCUUUCAAGGACAAACUGCCUAUAGAGUACACGGCCACGAUUGACCGAGCCAAUGGCUCAUGGACUGGAACCGCUAAAAUCCCUAUCGACUACUUCCCGCCUGGAGUGCACAAAAUCAAUGCAUACGCUAUUCACGGAUCAGGGAUCAACAGAAGAUAUGAAUCACUGUACCCCGCACCAGCUGAUGCCAAAAGUCCCGACUUCCAUCAUCUGGAACUUUUCAAGCCAUUUGACUUUGAGGCAAUGUUCACUCUGUCGUGGAGUAAACCAGUGUCGCUUUACUGGAAGAAUAUCGGAAGAUUAUUGAGAGCAAGAUCAAGAGCUUAAUUAAUAACUCCUCGUGCUUUCAAUAAAGUUGAAGUCCAUAAUAAAUGAGCCUGAACUGUGCUGUCAAGAAUAAUAAUGAGUUCAAAGAGACCACUGCUGUGUCUGUUACCGGCAUAGCAUAGUUACAUUAAUUAGUUAAUUAAUUUCCUUCUGUGUUUAUUUCGAGGGCCAUUAGUUUAUCAGUUUUGUUACUGUCAAAUGUUACCCGGCAUAACUGCUUUGCAUAGUCUUUUAUUUCUAUCUUGAACUCUCCGUUUAUCUUAGCCCAUGUUGUUCAAAGGUGGGUAAUGCAGUCUAUCGGAUAAAAUCACCAUCCAGCAGAUAAAUGUUAUCAAACAGAUUACUCUAUUCGUUGGAUAGUCAUAUAUCCGGUAGACAGUGUUAUCUAUCCUUUGAGCAUGCUGUCAAAAUGUCCUGGUGUUUGUGGCAUGAAUUUGGACAAA